Messenger RNA from Callithrix jacchus (white-tufted-ear marmoset), 1824 nucleotides. RefSeq names its product melanoma inhibitory activity protein 2-like. NCBI's taxonomy places the organism in Eukaryota, Metazoa, Chordata, Mammalia, Primates, Cebidae. The record is from RefSeq and is a predicted model, not a curated record. Gene Ontology annotation, cellular component: endoplasmic reticulum exit site; endoplasmic reticulum membrane. Gene Ontology annotation, biological process: endoplasmic reticulum to Golgi vesicle-mediated transport; vesicle cargo loading; protein secretion.
GGAGCUACACAGGGUUGUGGCAGCACUGCCUCAAAAUAUGACAGCAGAUUCUAAUUCUUAUGGGUUUCCAUGGGAAUUCAUUAUAUGGGCAGCUAUUGUUGGAUUUUUUGCUGUUCCCUUUUUUUUUUGUGGAGAAGUUUGAGAUCGGUUAGGAGUCGUCUUUAUGUGAGAAGAGAGAAAAAGCUUGCCGGUGUGUUUUCUGAACUAAUUGACAAAAAAUGUAAACUACUUUAAAACCUUACCCUCGUUAAAAAAGAGCAUGAAGACUGUGAAGUAGAGUCAUCUUUAACGGAGGCCAGCUUUGAGGAGCAGGCAGUAGAGGCAUGAAGUUUGGAGGCAACAAGUGAAAAGCUGAGCAGGUCCAAUGAUGAACUUGAGGAUGAGAUACUUGGUCUCAAAAAAGAGUUAAAAGAACAGAAAUCAAAACAUUCUGAACAAAAGCAACUGAUGGCAGAUAUUUCAAAAAUGAUACAGUCUCUAGAAGAUGAGUCAAAAUCUCUCAAAUCACAAGUAGCUGAAGCCAAAAUCAUCUUCAAGAUAUCUCAAAUGAAUGAAGAACAACUGAAGAUAGCAAUAAAAGAUGCCUUGCAUGAAAAUUCUCAACUUCAGGAAAGUCAGAAAGAGCUUUUGCAAGAUGUUGAAGUAUGGAAAGAACAAGUGAGUGAACUUAAUAAACAGAAAAUAACAUCAGAAGACUCUGGAGCACAUGCAGAGCAAGUUCUAAAUGAUAAAGACAAUCACAUCAAGACUCUGACGGAAUGCUUGCUGAAGAUGAAAGACUGGGCUGCUGUGCUUGGAGAAGACAUAAUGGAAGAGGAGAACUUGAAAUUAGCAAUGAACACCGAAUCAGAAGAUGGUGCUAACUUAGAUCAUCCUCCAAAAGGAGCUUUGAAGAAACUGAUUCAUGCUGCUAAGUUAAACGCUUCUUUAAAAAUCUUGGAAGGAGAAAGAAACCAAAUUGAUUUUCAGUUAUCUGAGGUUGAAAAAACAAAGGAAGAGCUUACACAGUGUAUUAAAAAUCUUCAGACUCAACAAGCAUCUUUGCAGUCAGAAAAUACACAUUUAGAAAGUGAGAAUCAGAAGCUUCAACAGAAACUUAAAAUAAUGACUCAGUUCUAUAAAGAAAAUGAAAUGAGACUCUAUAAGAAAUUAACACUACAGGAAAACAGCUGGUUAGAGAAAGAAGAGAAACUUUCUAAAGUAGACAAAAAAAUCGUCCAUGCCACCGAGGAACUGGAGACCUAUAGAAAGCGAGCCAAAGAUCUCGAAGAAGAACUCAAGAGAACUAUUCAUUACUAUCAACGGUGGACUACUGUCUAUGAGAAAAAAGCACAUCGUAAUCGGUUGGCAGCUCAGACUGCUGAAGGAAACCUCAAUGAUUUAAGGAAAGAAAAUGCUCACAGCAGACAAAAAUUAACUGAAAUAGAGUUUAAAUUUAAACUCUUAGCAAAAUAUCCUGAUGCAUUUGAUGUUCCAAAUAGGGCAUUUGGCAGAGAACAUUCCCCGUAUGGUCCCUCACCAAUGGGUGGACCUUCAUUUGAAACGAGAGCUUUUCUCUGUCCUCCAACUUUGUUGGAGGGUCCACUCAGACUCUCACCUUUGCUUCCCAUGGGGAAAGGAAGAGGCUCAAGAGGCCCAGAGAAUCCUCUGCAUCGUCAGAGUACCAAUGAAAGAGGAGAAUCAACCUGUGGUAGGUUACCAGAUCUUCACAGGGCUCCUUCUGACACUGGGUUCCUGUCACCUCAGUGGGAACAGGAUCGUAGGAUGAUGUUUCCUCCACCAGGACACCAGGUCUACUGUGGUUGUAGACAAAUGAGAAAGUAA